Messenger RNA from Copidosoma floridanum, 1035 nucleotides. RefSeq lists its product as uncharacterized. The record is from RefSeq and is a predicted model, not a curated record. NCBI's taxonomy places the organism in Eukaryota, Metazoa, Arthropoda, Insecta, Hymenoptera, Encyrtidae.
AUGAAGGGAGUACAGCAACUGUCGAAUCUCUGCAAGGCGGAUGGCAUGUCCUUGGCUAAAUGGCAUUCGAACUCGCCAGAGUUUAUUUACUCAAUCCAGAGCACCUCUCAACCACUCUCAUUGGAUGAUUGCAAGGCUAAGAUUCUCGGAUUAAAUCGAAGGCCUCACCAGGAUAGUCUACUGUUUAACUCUGAAUUACUAACAAUUCCUCAACAGCCCACUAAAAGGAUCAUACUGUCAGAGAUCUCUCAAAUAUUUGAUCCCUUAGAAUUCAUCUCACCAGUUACAAUCUUGGCGAAGAUCAUUCCUCAGGAGCUCUGGAUGUUGAAGGUUUCUUGGGAUGAGCCUAUCCCAGAGUCCUUAUCUUCUAGAUGGCUGCACAUCAGAAGCGACGUCACUCUUCUGGAUGCCAUUGCAAUACCUAGGCUAGAAUUGACAGCUGCUCUCAUAUUGGCAAAGCUCACAAGAUAUGUUGUGCAUCAAGUUAAGUUCACCGUAAGCAAGAUUCAUCUCUGGACCGACUCAACAGUAACUCUCUUUUGGCUUAGAUCUCACCCUAGUAGGUGGAAAGAUUUCAUGAGAAAUUGGGUCACUCAGAUCAUCGACCUUGUUCCAUCAGCUCAAUGGAGGCAUGUGCCAGGAAAGCAUAACCCUGUGGAUUGUGCGUCGAAGGGACUUCUUACCUCUCAGCUUGUAUCUCAUGAUCUGUGGUGGAAUGGUCCGGUCUGGAUGACGUCGGAUGACAGGGGAUGGCCUGAUCAACCAGACACCUUUCAGUUCGACGACAGUUCAGAGGCUCGUCCAACUGCAGUCCUUGUGGCCACUUCCAAGCCGUCAGAUUUGUCAUCUCAGCUGCUCAAGUUCUGCUCGACGCUUCAACACCUAUAUCGAUUAACCACUACAGUUGUGCUCGCAUGUGAAAAGUUCAAAGCCAAGCUCAAAAGUCAGACUCACUCUACGUCUGUGACGGCGGAUCUCAUAACUCAAGCCAAACUCUUCUGGAUCAAGUCUAUUCAAGCAGUUCUUCAAAGAUGA